This is a messenger RNA of Mugil cephalus (flathead mullet), 2352 nucleotides long. It is a transcript of the gene slc37a2, whose product is annotated as solute carrier family 37 member 2. Gene Ontology annotation, biological process: phosphate ion transmembrane transport; glucose-6-phosphate transport. Gene Ontology annotation, cellular component: endoplasmic reticulum membrane. The record is from RefSeq and is a predicted model, not a curated record. Lineage: Eukaryota; Metazoa; Chordata; Actinopteri; Mugiliformes; Mugilidae. Bases 564 to 2069 code for a protein of 501 amino acids. The transcript has 18 exons. Gene Ontology annotation, molecular function: glucose 6-phosphate:phosphate antiporter activity.
AUAUCUACUUUACCACGACGCGUACUGAAGUCCUCUCCACACCGAGUGCUAAGCUAUGCGCCAUGCUGCUACGCAUGGAGGAAGCUGCCUUAUAGGAAAACAAGACUCGGUUGUUUAUUAAUAAUAUUUGCUUAUUCAUAACCGACGCCUCUUUUUAUUUAUUUAUUUUAGUUUUUUUCUUUUUUUUUUCUGACAUCUCCUCCGAGGUGCUGGGUAGGCUGUCUCCCGGGGCUCUAUAUAAACACAGAGUGGUGCGGAAUGGAUCACGACUGGAUGUUUACGACCUGUAUCCUCGAACAAGAAGGAGCCCAAAUGCUGCUGUAUAUAUUCAGCAGCUAGCGACUGCUCUGUUUGGGACUUAUAACCUCGCUGUAAAAGGUCUGGUUUUACUAGCACAUACGUAUUUGUUUGGUUUUAGUCGUUUUUUUUUUUUUUUUUUUUUCCUGGCUACACAUCUACAGCUGGUACCUGCCCUUUACCCAAAACAUGUCUGGCACCGACUGCUGAGAGCGCCCGUUUUUUAAACUUUAUUUUUUUAUUAUUUCAACGUUUUACAUCAAGAAAUGAAGUCGCCUGUGGCUCCCGGGAUACGACUUAUCACGUCCUUUUCUCGGGAUAGUUGGUAUCGCGGUUUUAUUCUUUUCCUCACCUUCAUCUUCUACACAUCCUAUCAUUUGUCGCGGAAACCAAUCAGCAUCGUUAAAAGUGAGCUUCACAGAAAUUGUUCCCAAGUCAUUCGACCAGCAGACCUAAACAUAACCGACAAUGUUACCUGGUGUGACUGGGCGCCUUUUGACCAGGACAACUAUCAGACACUGUUUGGGGUCUUGGACAACUCCUUCCUCAUUGCCUACGCCAUCGGCAUGUUUAUCAGUGGGAUGUUCGGAGAGCGCCUGCCUCUGCGUUAUUACCUGAGCUUCGGGAUGUUAACGAGCGGGUUGUUCACGGCUCUGUUCGGCCUCGGCUUCUACUGGAACAUCCACUCGUUAGGGUACUACGCCUUCGUGCAGGUGAUGAACGGGCUGGUUCAGACCACCGGUUGGCCAUCGGUGGUGGCCUGUGUCGGCAACUGGUUCGGAAAGGGGAAGCGUGGGUUCAUCAUGGGUGUGUGGAACUCCCACACCUCAGUGGGAAACAUCCUGGGCUCCCUGAUCGCUGGGGCCUUCGUCUCCACAGCGUGGGGGAUGUCCUUCAUUGUCCCCGGACUCAUCAUCGCCUCCAGUGGGAUCCUGUGCUUCUUCUUCCUAGUUGAGAAACCUGAAGAUGUGAACUGCUCUCCUCCUCAGCAUCACAGUGACGGUGAUCAGGAGAGCGGUGAGACGGAUCCUCUCCUGCGCAGCUCCUCCAACGUCAACCGAGGCAUCAACGGCUCCAUCUCCGCGGAGCCCCAGGAGAUCGUGGAGGAGGACGCCAAGGCCAUAAGCUUCCGCGAGGCGCUCUGCAUACCUGGAGUGGUGGAGUUCUCUCUCUGUCUGCUGUUUGCCAAGCUGGUCAGCUACACUUUCCUCUACUGGCUUCCUCUCUACAUCUCUAAUGUUGCACAUUUUGAUGCAAAACAAGCAGGAGACAUGUCGACACUAUUUGAUGCAGGAGGAAUCUUGGGCGGCAUCCUGGCCGGUGUCGUGUCCGACUACACGGAAGGAAGAGCGACGACUUGUUUCGUCAUGCUGGUUGCUGCUGCCCCCAUGCUUUACGUCUAUAACUACAUCGGACAGAGGAGCCUUGCUACAACAAUUGGCAUGCUGUUGUUGUGCGGAGGCCUGGUGAACGGACCGUACGCCCUCAUCACGACGGCUGUGUCUGCUGACCUGGGAACACACGAGAGCCUGAGAGGAAACUCCAGGGCUUUGUCAACAGUCACAGCAAUUAUUGACGGCACAGGAUCGAUAGGUGCUGCGUUGGGUCCUCUGUUUGCUGGUUUGAUCUCUCCCACCGGAUGGAACAACGUCUUCUACAUGCUCAUCUCUGCCGACAUCUUGGCCUGCCUGUUUCUAUCCAGGCUCGUUUACAAGGAAUUUCGUGGAUGGUGUCAACCUGUCUCCCAAGUCAGAGGGUUUACAGAAAUCUGAAAUAUUCCCACAACUAAACUGGGAACAAAUCACAAAGGAGGGAAACAAAUGCCGAAAGUGACCUCACUGUAUAAAUGAAAAAAACUCUUUCUAUGAACUUUCUAUGAGCAAACUCUUCAUUUCAAGGCACUAAGUUGACGAUUGAAGCUUUUAUUUUUUAUUUUAUUUUAAAACUCAGAGAAAUCUGUCUUUAUGAAAACAGAAAUGCUUUUUGUAUGUCUAAUCUACAUGUUCUAAUGUGUUUAUUUUAAUAUUCUUUUACCAUUAAAGUGUUUAUACUGUU